AUGACCAAGUCAACCAACUCACCUUGGACCGACGACCCUGAGGAACAGGACAUCGAGCGCAUUAUGGAAUUUUGGGAUUCCGAGGAUGUUCGCUCUGUCAUUUGCAGCGCGCCGCCAUCUGGAGAUAUGUUGGGCCUGUUUGAGUCGGGUGGCAAGUUCUACAUUAUCGAAAUGAUUAGAGGUGAAAUAUAUCGUAUCGAUGAUCCUACAACAGAGGACGAUAUUGUUCUGACGAUCAAGGGUAAGGGGCUUGAUGCGCUUAGAUUGGUGAAUCUAAUAGAUGAGGCUAUUGAGAAAGAGGCUGCCAAGAGGGAGGUUAUAGGAGAAGAGGAUACUGGAGGAUGA
This is a messenger RNA of Aspergillus glaucus CBS 516.65, 345 nucleotides long. RefSeq lists its product as uncharacterized. The record is from RefSeq and is a predicted model, not a curated record. NCBI's taxonomy places the organism in Eukaryota, Fungi, Ascomycota, Eurotiomycetes, Eurotiales, Aspergillaceae. The coding region runs from base 1 to 345 and encodes 114 amino acids. The transcript has 2 exons.